This is a messenger RNA of Temnothorax curvispinosus, 716 nucleotides long. Its product is annotated as putative gustatory receptor 28a. Gene Ontology annotation, biological process: sensory perception of taste. Gene Ontology annotation, cellular component: neuronal cell body; membrane; dendrite. Lineage: Eukaryota; Metazoa; Arthropoda; Insecta; Hymenoptera; Formicidae. The record is from RefSeq and is a predicted model, not a curated record. Bases 1 to 528 code for a protein of 175 amino acids. The transcript is spliced from 3 exons.
AUGGAGAUUACAGCUUUGAAAAAGCAGCAUCUGGCAAUCAGCGACGCAGUACAUAUACUAAAAAUGGUCUUCAGUUUGCAUCUUCUUUCCACGAUACUUAUGACUUUCACUCAAAUUAUCUUUCAUCUGUACUUUUACUUAAUGCAAAUACACCUGGGUUUAUAUCUGAGCAAUGAAGAUAGACAGAUUUUUUUUGAGGCCUGUAUUAUAGCUGUAACAUAUUACUCUAUAAAAUUGAUGUUGAUAGUGUGGGCCUGCGAAACCGGCAAGAAUCAAGCCAUGGAAAUCAGUAGCACCGUUCACGACGUGUUCAAUAAUGCCAGCAAUAAGCAAAUAAAAUAUGAGAUGCGACUAUUUUCCUUGCAAUUAUCGCAUUGUGAAAAUACAUUCUCCGCAAAGGGGCUUACUGUGGACGCUACGCUCCUCACUGAGAUGGCAGGUGGCAUUAUCACCUAUGUAUUGAUCUUGAUACAAUUCCUGUUCAUGUCGAGUUCUUGCGGUGGAAAAUCUUUAAAGGAUACGAUCUAGUUAAUAAAAAGAUGCAUUUAAUUGAACACACAUGACCGAACAUAAAAAAGAUAUUUUUAAUAUUUUUUUUAUAUCUUUGUAAGUAGAAUAUCGUUGUGAGUAGAGUCGCUCGUGGUGUUUUAUGGUUAUAGAGAAACUUGUAUAUACUUAAAUAAUACAUUUACACAGAGAAAAUCUUAUAUCACAUA